AUGCAUGUUCUGCUCACUGGGGGCAAUGGCUUCCUGGCUGCUCAUAUACUUGAACAACUUCUUGAACGCGGCCACACAGUAGUCACGACAGUCCGCAGCCACGAAAAAGCAAGUCGCAUUAGGGCUCGUCAUCCUACGCUCCCAAAGCGUAAGCUCGAUUUUGCCAUUGUAUCAAACAUUGCGCAGCACGAUGCCUUCGACCAAGCAGUGCAAGGGGACCCUCCCUUCGACGCAGUUAUCCACACGGCCAGCCCUAAUGUUAGAAACUGUAACAACGUGCAGAAAGAACUAUUAGAUCCAGCCAUCAUUGGAACGACAGGCAUCUUGUCUUCAAUUGCACGUUUCGCACCAUCUGUGAAGCGUGUGGUCUGUGUUUCUUCUAUCGCUGCUUUGAUCGAUGCGGCAAAGGGCAGUUGGCCGGAGCACACAUAUACAGCAACAGAUUGGAACCCAAUCACAUUGGAAGAGGCGCUCGACAACUCUAGCUGGAUCCCCGGAUAUCGUGGUAGCAAAACUUUUGCUGAGCGCGCCGCUUGGGCGUUCAUGGAUCAAGAGAAGCCUAGCUUCACGCUGACCACACUCGCGCCCCCUGGUAUAUUUGGGCCCAUGGUCAAGUAUCCAGGGUACCCAAUGGAGGCGCCAAACGCUUCAAAUGGGAUUUUUGGCAGUCUCCUUCAGGGUAAGGUGCUUCCCACUGCCCUCUAUACCUGGAUCGAUGUGAAAGAUGCUGCUCUUGCCCAUGUCAUGGCUAUAGAAAACGACGCUUUUGGUGGUGAGCGCAUCCUUCUCGCGUCUUCAGAGCAGCUGUGUAACAAGGAUAUACUGGAAAUCAUCUACGAAAAUUAUCCUGAGCUUCGCGAAAGACUUCCGGCAAGGCACACGUGGCAGAUCGCGGGGUACCCAAAGGGUGGUGCGUACAAAGUCGAUUCUGCGCGAGCGAGGGCUCUCAUUGGGCGCGAAUUUGUUCCGUUGAAGGACACCGUCAAGGAGACGGUCGAUAUGUUUAGGGAGUAUUUUCAAAUCUGA
This is a messenger RNA of Ascochyta rabiei, 1026 nucleotides long. RefSeq lists its product as uncharacterized. The transcript has 2 exons. The record is from RefSeq and is a predicted model, not a curated record. The coding region runs from base 1 to 1026 and encodes 341 amino acids. Gene Ontology annotation, molecular function: oxidoreductase activity, acting on the CH-OH group of donors, NAD or NADP as acceptor. NCBI's taxonomy places the organism in Eukaryota, Fungi, Ascomycota, Dothideomycetes, Pleosporales, Didymellaceae.